This is a messenger RNA of Trichomonas vaginalis G3, 555 nucleotides long. RefSeq names its product PQ loop repeat-containing protein. The transcript has a single exon. NCBI's taxonomy places the organism in Eukaryota, Parabasalia, Trichomonadida, Trichomonadidae. Bases 1 to 555 code for a protein of 184 amino acids. The record is from RefSeq and is a predicted model, not a curated record.
AUGACAUUCAUUUUAGUAUUUGGACAGUUUUGCCUCUACCUUUCUGUCGUAUUUCAACUUUGGACCUUCUUUGAUAGAAAACCAAGAAUGAAAAGAGAUGAAGAUGCAAUCAAAAAGGAUCAAUUUAUGAUCCGCUUACUUCCAAUUGUUGCUAUCACUCUAUUUACAUCAUGCUUAUUAGUUUGGGCAGUUAUUGGCUUACUUUUAGGUUUUGAUUCAAAUCCAAUAAAAGUUAUUGGCAAAGUCUCGGGUUACGUUGCUUUUGUCAUUGAAAUUAUCCAAUUCAUUCCACAAACCGUGACAACAAUCAAAUUACGCGAUCACGGUGCUCUCUCCCUUUUGAUGCUUGAGAUUCAAGCACCAGUUAACCUCGCAAACGCUUUCUACAUGUGGCUCGGCGCUCAUGAAGAUUUCACAACGUUUACUGCAUCACUUGCCGAUGGUAUUUGGGAAUUUAUCAUUCUUGCACUUUGUAUCUACUUCAAGUCUCAUCCAUUACAUAAGAAAGAAAUCUCAUCCGAAUCUAUGUCGGAAAUUCAUUCAUCUCUUAUUUAA